Arabidopsis thaliana (thale cress) is the source of this 486-nucleotide messenger RNA. Its product is annotated as Thioredoxin superfamily protein. Lineage: Eukaryota; Viridiplantae; Streptophyta; Magnoliopsida; Brassicales; Brassicaceae. The transcript has a single exon. The record is from RefSeq and is marked reviewed. Gene Ontology annotation, cellular component: cytoplasm. The coding region runs from base 82 to 390 and encodes 102 amino acids.
AAAGCAAAAACAAACAUAAAGAUCCUUGAGUUCCCACUCACAUAGUCACACUACAUUUGUAUCACAUUUAUAUACAUAGAAAUGGAAAGCGUUAGAAGUUUAGUUGAAGACAAACCAGUGGUGAUAUUCAGCAAAAGCUCUUGCUGCAUGAGCCACUCAAUUCAAACACUGAUCUCAGGGUUUGGGGCAAAGAUGACGGUCUACGAGCUAGACCAAUUCUCAAACGGUCAGGAGAUCGAGAAGGCAUUGGUACAGAUGGGGUGUAAACCCAGUGUACCAGCUGUGUUCAUAGGGCAACAAUUCAUCGGUGGUGCUAACCAAGUAAUGACUCUUCAGGUCAAGAACCAGCUAGCCGCAAUGCUAAGAAGAGCCGGAGCCAUAUGGGUGUAACAGAAGACAAGAGAGUCAAAUGCAAACUAGGAUAGAAUAAGAUGAGAAUGAUACAUAUCGUUGUUUUGCUUCUUCUUUAAUUUUCGGGGUUUCGAG